CGCCGCGCAGCAAACAUGGCGGCCGCCCUGCGCGCGCUGGCGUCCGCAGCGAGGGUCGGCGCUGCCGUGAGCGGGCUCCGUGGAGUCUCCAGCCGAGGCCUGUGCAGCCAGCCGGCGUCCGUGAAUGAGCGCAUUGAGAGCAAGCGCCGCGCCGCGCUGCUGGGAGGAGGCCAGCACCGCAUAGACGCGCAGCAUAAGCGAGGAAAACUAACGGCCAGAGAACGAAUCAGUCUCUUAUUGGACCCUGGAAGUUUUGUUGAGAGCGACAUGUUUGUGGAACACAGAUGUGCAGAUUUUGGAAUGGCUGCUGAUAAGAAUAAGUUUCCUGGAGACAGUGUGGUCACUGGACGGGGCCGAAUUAAUGGAAGAUUGGUUUAUAUCUUCAGUCAGGAUUUCACAGUUUUUGGAGGUAGCCUAUCAGGAGCACAUGCUCAAAAAAUCUGUAAAAUCAUGGACCAAGCCAUGACUGUGGGGGCUCCUGUCAUUGGAUUGAAUGACUCUGGGGGAGCCCGGAUUCAAGAAGGAGUAGAGUCCUUGGCAGGCUAUGCAGACAUAUUUCUGAGAAAUGUCCUGGCCUCUGGAGUCAUCCCGCAGAUCUCUCUGAUCAUGGGCCCCUGUGCUGGCGGAGCUGUCUACUCCCCUGCCCUGACAGAUUUCACAUUCAUGGUAAAGGACACUUCCUACCUCUUUAUCACAGGCCCUGACGUGGUGAAGUCUGUCACUAACGAGAAUGUCACCCAGGAGGAACUUGGCGGUGCUAAGACCCACACUACCAUGUCAGGUGUGGCCCACAGAGCUUUUGAGAAUGACAUCGAUGCCUUGUGCAAUCUCCGGGAGUUUUUCAAUUACCUGCCACUCAGCAGCCAGGACUCAGCUCCCAUCCGCGAGUGCCAUGAUCCCAGUGAUCGUCUGGUUCCUGAACUUGACACCAUUGUCCCUCUGGAAUCUACCAAAGCCUAUGACAUGUUGGACAUUGUCCAUUCUGUUGUUGACGAGCGAGAAUUUUUCGAGAUUAUGCCCAAUUAUGCCAAGAACAUCAUUGUUGGUUUUGCAAGAAUGAGUGGGCGGACUGUUGGAAUUGUUGGCAACCAACCUAAGGUGGCUUCAGGAUGCUUGGACAUCAACUCCUCUGUGAAAGGGGCUCGCUUUGUCCGCUUCUGCGAUGCCUUCAACAUUCCUCUCAUCACAUUUGUCGAUGUUCCUGGCUUUCUGCCCGGCACAGCCCAGGAGUAUGGAGGCAUCAUUCGCCAUGGCGCCAAGCUUCUCUACGCGUUUGCUGAGGCAACUGUGCCCAAAGUCACCAUCAUCACCAGGAAGGCCUAUGGUGGAGCCUAUGAUGUCAUGAGCUCCAAGCACCUUUGUGGCGACACCAACUAUGCCUGGCCCACAGCAGAGAUUGCAGUCAUGGGAUCAAAGGGAGCUGUGGAGAUCAUCUUCAAAGGGCAUAAGAAUGUGGAAGCGGCCCAGGAGGAGUAUAUUGAGAAGUUUGCCAACCCUUUCCCUGCAGCAGUGAGAGGGUUUGUGGAUGACAUCAUACAACCUUCCUCCACGAGAGCCCGGAUCUGCUGUGACUUGGAUGUCUUGGCGAGCAAGAAAGUCCAACGUCCUUGGAGGAAACAUGCAAAUAUUCCUUUGUGAACAAAUCAAAGGGAAAUGUACCAGGGGCUAAUCAAUUCCGGGCCACUUGUACCCAGCUUUGUCUUUUGCAAUCAUGAAACUGAAGAAUCUGAAUACAGUAAUGAAUGCCU
Suncus etruscus (white-toothed pygmy shrew) is the source of this 1748-nucleotide messenger RNA. It is a transcript of the gene PCCB, whose product is annotated as propionyl-CoA carboxylase subunit beta. The record is from RefSeq and is a predicted model, not a curated record. Gene Ontology annotation, cellular component: mitochondrion. Bases 16 to 1638 code for a protein of 540 amino acids. Lineage: Eukaryota; Metazoa; Chordata; Mammalia; Eulipotyphla; Soricidae. The transcript is spliced from 15 exons. Gene Ontology annotation, molecular function: propionyl-CoA carboxylase activity.